Cuscuta epithymum is the source of this 1080-nucleotide messenger RNA. The record is from the annotation of a GenBank genome assembly. Lineage: Eukaryota; Viridiplantae; Streptophyta; Magnoliopsida; Solanales; Convolvulaceae.
GUGAGUCGGUUUUUCCUACCCUGCGUGUAUAUUCAUUCACCCACCAAGAAAAAGUGUAUAAAAAAUCUGUGUUUUUUAUCUUCCUUGUGUCAAAGACGCAAAAUACAUACGGAGUAUUUCUGGAACUUCUGCCAUACACAUCCAAAGAACUGAGCAAGAAUCAAACAAAUGGCAGCCGCAGCCGCUGUUUCUUCCGCCAUCUCAAGGCUACUCAAGCCUACCUCCCCCUGCAAAUCUCUGUCUACCAUUUCCCCCAGAUCCCUAUCUUUCCCUCAUCGCAUAAUUCCCCGCCGCGGCCAUCAAAGCCCACUAAGAUUCUCCACCACCACAAGAAUCUCCGCCGCAAUCUCCGUUGGUGAUAAGCUCCCCAAUGCCACGCUGUCCUAUUUCGAUUCCUCCGACGAACUCCAAUCCAUUUCCGUCUUCGACCUGACUUCUGGCAAAAAAGCCAUCAUCUUUGCCGUCCCUGGCGCCUUCACGCCCACCUGCUCCCAGAAGCAUCUUCCCGGGUUUGUAGACAAGGCGCCUGAGAUCAAAUCCAAGGGUGUUGACACCAUUGCUUGCGUGUCAGUGAACGAUGCUUUCGUGAUGAAGGCAUGGAAGGAGAAUUUGGGGAUCAAAGAUGAGGUCUUGAUGUUGAGCGAUGGGAAUGGACUGUUUACUAGGGCGAUCGGGCUUGAGCUGGACCUGAGUGAUAAGCCCGUUGGGCUUGGUGUGAGGUCCAGGAGGUAUGCCAUGCUUGUGGAAGAUGGGGUUGUGAAGGUGUUGAAUCUGGAAGAAGGUGGAGCUUUCAAUGUAAGCAGUGCUGAGGAUUUGCUCAGAGCCCUGUAGAGGUUCUUUUGUACUGAGUAUUUAUUUUUCGCUCUUUCCUCUGUUUUCUUAAAUUGCAUCUUGAUGAGUGAUUUGAAUUUGGAUUCUGUCCUUGAGGGUUGAUGCCAUGUUUUGUUUGUACCUUUCUUUUCCCUUGACCCAUGCUGCUUAUGAUCAAUAAUUUCACUGGUGUGGUGUAGACUCCCGAGAUUGUCUGCUUUAAAUACUAGCGACUGCUAACUUUUGUUUUCUUAGCUUGGUCAUUGUCUU